Messenger RNA from Thelazia callipaeda (thelaziosis nematode), 2292 nucleotides. The record is from the annotation of a GenBank genome assembly. Lineage: Eukaryota; Metazoa; Nematoda; Chromadorea; Rhabditida; Thelaziidae.
AUGUCUGUUGUAGAAGAACUUCCCGAACUAGAUUUCACCGAGGCAUUGAAAGAUUCACCGAGAUUUAGGCAAGCAGUUUUGGCACAUGAACAGUACUUCAAUAAGUUGGAUUUAAAAAUAAAUGAAGUAUUACUGUUACUCAACAAUGUGGCUGAACAUGGAAAGAAUUAUGUUCAUGAUUUCUACUCAUUAUCAGUUCUUAUUAACCAGUUAUGUUGCGAAUUACUUCCACAAGAUCCAUCACUUUUGUUGGCGCUCAAAUCGUUAUCGGAUGUUUUUGCUCAAAUUGUACAUAUCUACAAAUCAUUCGUCGAGCAGUCUUUUUUGGCGAUUACAAAUAAUCUCACUGUCUUUCUUAAGAAUGAACGUUCUAAGGUGACUGAAACGCGUUGUCACUUUGAAAGUUUAUCUAACUCACUUGAUGAAGCACUUUCAAAACGUGCUGCUGUCCAUCGAGCUCGACCAACAGAAGUUUCAGAUGCUCGAAAUGCACUUACUGCUAUUGGGACUUGUUUCGCACAUACUGCAUUGGAUUAUGUGGCCCAGAUAAAUAUCGCCCAUGUACACAAGGAUCAGAGUGUUCUCGAUGCUCUGUGGUCUUUUGUGAAAGAAUGUAGCUCAUUUUUCGCACGUGGGCAUAUAUUCUUUGAUGAGUGGAUGGCUGUAGAAAGUGGUGCAAUUGCUGAUACCUUGUCACUGCUUGCUAAUAAAAGUAAAUGUGUAAAAAGAAAGAUGCAAGAUCGGCACGCGUUAGUACCCAAGGAAGUGUUUUUGCAUCCAACAGGAAUAUCUCCUGAUGAUGACGUUGUUAUGGAGGGCUAUCUUUUUAAGAGAGCUACAAAUGCUUUUAAAACUUGGCAUCGACGUUGGUUUCAAAUAAAGGAUAAUAAAUUGAUAUAUUCUCACCGAUCUGAUGCUGCCGAGACUCCUACUGUAAUGGAAUCAGACUUAAAAUUAUGUCUUGUUAGACCGGCGCCUCUGACAUUUGAAAGGACUUGUUGUUUUGAAUUGGUCACACCAACGAAAAAUCAUUUGUUGCAAGCUGAUUCUGAUACAUUAUGUAACGCUUGGAUGCGAGCUCUUCAGCGAACAAUUCAUUAUUUACAUGAGAGUGAUGAUGCUGUAGCUCGGCCGACAAUUAUUACUAAGCAAAUUGCUGAUGCAGCACCUGAAUUAACUUUGACUCUUCAACACGAAUCGUUGUUGGCUGAAUUAAGAAAGAUUCCAGGCAAUGAUGUUUGUGCUGAUUGCAGAGCCGAUUCUCCAAAGUGGGCUAGUAUCAACCUUGGAGUCUUACUAUGCAUAGAGUGUUGUGGCAUACAUCGAAGCUUUGGUGUACAAGUUUCAAAGGUUCGUUCACUGAUUAUGGAUACACUGGAACCUGAGCAAAAGAAGGUGUUACUUGUAUUAGGAAAUCAAGCAGUGAACUCGGUUUAUCUUGCUCAUAUUCCUUUGGUUAAAAUGAUGCCACCACAACCGGUUGCUUCUUCUGCAAGAGCGACGCGUGAAAUAUGGAUUAGGGCGAAAUAUAUUGAAAAACGAUUUGUGAAAAAAAGCUGUGGCCGAAAUUCAGCAAUAAAGCGUACAGAGGAUUAUCAGCACAAAUUUUGUUUAUCUCAAGAAUCGUAUUCAGAUCAAGCAACUUCUCUUAGUCGUUGCUUAUCAGAACCAUCGUCUCACUUAGAUCGGGAACAGCAGUUGAAUGGUUAUUUCUUUGAUACGAUAUGGAAACCUCUCUUAGAUACGAAAUGUCACCUUGACCAUAAGAUUCCUGUUUGUGGAUCAGAUUCAAAUAUAGAUAAAACAGAAGUAAUUAACAUUGAUCAUGAUAAUAGAGCUUUGCGUGCUGCAGCAGAGGGCGACACUUUAGGAUUGUGUCAACUUAUUGCAGAAGGCUUUGAUGUAAAUACUUUGUUAAAUGAUACAACAAUGCUUCAUGUUGCUAUAGAGCAUGAUCAGAGUACAGCCGCGGAAUUUCUUCUACUCAAUGGCGCCAAAGUGAACGCAUUAGAUUCUUUUCACAAUACUGCAUUACAUAUUGCAGCAUCGAAAGCAUGCACGUUAAUUGUUUGUCAACUAAUGAAACGUGGGGCUGACCAACGUUUACGAAAUCAAUCAGGCGAAACACCUUUGGAUUUAGCUAUAGAAGGCAAACAUGCAGAUAUUGUAACAUUGCUUCGAGUGCAAGAGAUGCGUGAUGAAUUUUGUGACGAAUUCAAUAAUCCAAUGGAUGAAACAGUAGAUGAUGUAAUGCAAGACAUUAGCCGGAAAGUCGAUCCGUCUCUUCGAUAA